Aspergillus oryzae RIB40 is the source of this 1593-nucleotide messenger RNA. RefSeq names its product cytochrome P450. The coding region runs from base 1 to 1593 and encodes 530 amino acids. The record is from RefSeq and is a predicted model, not a curated record. The transcript is spliced from 3 exons. NCBI's taxonomy places the organism in Eukaryota, Fungi, Ascomycota, Eurotiomycetes, Eurotiales, Aspergillaceae. Gene Ontology annotation, molecular function: monooxygenase activity; heme binding; oxidoreductase activity, acting on paired donors, with incorporation or reduction of molecular oxygen.
AUGGGAGCAUCAAUCCAUGCACAUAUCUCUGCAGCUGCAAACGAAAGUCCAAUUACUGCGGCUUUUGUUAGUAUUGCUGCUUGCCUAGGAUUAAUAUUCUUGAUCAUCCAAGAAAUCUUCAAACCCGUUGGAAAGCGCAGAUCACCCCAAGGCAAGAAAUGGAAGCUUCCCCCUGGUCCCCAAGGGGUACCCAUAUUCGGCAGUCUUUUAUAUCUUCAAAAGGUCCGGGAGGACGAAGAGCAUAGAAUACACAAGGAUCUCGCGAAAUAUGGCGAAAUGACCACGCUGCACCUAGGCUCCAAAACCUGGAUUUUGCUGAACAGCAAACGCGUAGUCUCAGAAAUUAUCGCAAAACGCGGCUCCCUCACUAAUGGACGAAGCCCGAUGCCCAUAGCUAGUGGGAUAGUUAGCCGAGACGGGCGCUCCUUACUGCUCCCUCCUGCGCAAUGGAUGGAAAAACGACGUGUAAUGCACUCUCUUCUGAGCGGAACCGCCAUGAAGCAGUAUGGCUCGUGGCAGGAGCUUGAGAGCACUCAGAUGCUUGCAGAAUACUUGUUCCAGCCAGAGCGGUGGUAUCGCCACCAUUAUCGAUAUGCAAACUCUGUGGUUCAUCGUAUCGCACUAGGUGAGCGACUGGUGAAAUCGGGAAAAGAGCUUGCGGAGUUACAAGACGUGGUUACUCAUUUUGUUGGCAGUAUUGGAACCAGCCUAGUUGACUGGUUCCCAGAACUAGAUAAGCUGCCUCGUAUGUUGCAGCCGUGGCGGAAGCACUGGGAGAAGCUUGGAGAUUGGAAUGAAGAGGUCUACAAAUCAUGGUGGAUUCCAGCUCGAGAGAAGGUGGAAAACGGGACAGCGCCUCCAUCAUGGGUACGGGACGUUCUCUUGCACCCGGAUACCAAGUUCACGGGGAAUGAUCAGGAGGCCAUGUACGUUGCUCUACAGCUCCUCGAAGCUGGAUCAGACACGACAAGAGAAGCGCUCAACAUCUUCGCUAUGGCGGCGCUUUGUUUCCCAGACAAGUUCCAAAAGGCCAGAGAAGAGGUGGACAGCCAAUGUAGCACGACAAAGAACUUCCGCCUACCUGGUAUUGAUGAUCUGGGGAACAUGCCCUAUAUAUGCGCUAUGAUCAAGGAGCUCCUGCGUUGGCGGCCAAUUUUCUCCUUUACCCCCGACCAUGUGCUUACAUCCGACAUGGAAUUUGAGGGUUAUAAUUUCCCGGCAGGCGUGGGGUUUGUGAUCAACGAGAUCCCGGUGUGCAACGAGUGUGAGGAUCCAGAAGACUUCAAGCCUGAACGGUGGCUUGACGGACAUGAAACUGACGCUGCACAUGGACUUUGGCAAUUUGGAGGUGGCCGUCGUAUUUGCGUUGGCUAUCGAUUGGCGUUUCAGGGCUUAUUCAUCAAUGUUGCUCGCUUGGUGUUCUGCUACAACUACGAAGCAGCUGGACCCUACGACUCGAAGCGUUUGAAUCACCACAAGACGGUGGAGCCUUUCCCUGUCAAGGUCACUCCGAGAAGUGAGCAGCAUACCAGCUUAAUACUGGAGGAAGGAGCACGGCUAGGUGUGUUAGAAGAUGCUAAGCGCCUAAUUUGA